Messenger RNA from Clupea harengus (Atlantic herring), 4474 nucleotides. It is a transcript of the gene ripk1l, whose product is annotated as receptor (TNFRSF)-interacting serine-threonine kinase 1, like. Gene Ontology annotation, molecular function: ATP binding; JUN kinase kinase kinase activity; protein binding. Gene Ontology annotation, biological process: signal transduction; protein phosphorylation. The record is from RefSeq and is a predicted model, not a curated record. The transcript is spliced from 10 exons. Bases 1451 to 3505 code for a protein of 684 amino acids. Lineage: Eukaryota; Metazoa; Chordata; Actinopteri; Clupeiformes; Clupeidae.
CCAUAUGUUUACUUUUCUUUUCUUAUUAACGUCCAUGUAUACGCCUGUUAUGCGUGUUGUAGACAUGUUUAUAAUCAGGUGUAAUGUGUCUUUCAAUGACACUCAGCUUCCGUGUUUUAUUUGUAGGCUAUUAGAGAAAAAUUGUUGUUGCCAUGUUCUACUUGCUAAUAAGUCAAAUCCGUUGAAGGGUCUUAGCCCAUAGAGGCUGGUUGCUUGAAAUUAGGGACCAGCUACAGUUUUGCUAAAUUGUGAUCAUGGAUAAUAACGUCAGCCUAUUGAAUUCAGUUCAACGAUUUUGCGAGAACACAGCGAGAAUAAUUGGCCUCGGGUAGGCUAUUGAGUUGUAUAUGCUUGGUAAAACUGGUAUUUUGUGGGGAUAGAUCAUCUCCCUAUGUGUGUUUAGGCCUCAGUUGAAAUAACGAUCAAUAGGGCAUGUGAGUUUUGUUCGAUAGACGGAGUCUAGACUCACUUCCGUGUUUAACUUUUCAAGUUUUAGAAUCGGUGCCCGUGGGGGUGGGCCCAUGAGAUAAUCGGUUCCUGCCAUUCUGAGUUAGACUACUGGGCGGAGUUUCAUCAAUAUAGUUGUAUCUGAUUUUACAGCUUAUGUAUAGUAUCAGUGAAUGCAAUAAACCUCCCAUCUGAACCAUACAAUCAAUUUCGUAGUUUUGUGAAAACAGUAACAGUAAACACUCAUUCAUUUAUUGCAGAUGACAUGCACACUAUUCAUACUAUUUUUCUCACACAUUUCACCCUCUGACUGUGUCAAUUCACUGCCUAACCGCGUAAUCAUUUUAGCUUCAGUUUUGCUCAUUCAAUCAAAUUAUUGUUUUCAAUGACAAUGAAUGGAUGAAAACUUCCUAUCUUGAGAAGGAAAGUAGGCUAUACCAUAGUCUUAACAAGAUUAAGAUUACAUGAAAGAUGCAGUCAUGCAAUCAGAUACGAAAUCAGACAGAUAUGAAGAAGAAAAGAAAGAAGGCCCGAAUUUAAACAGCAGUAUAUACACACAAACAAGUGUAGGACUAUUUUAUACUGGUUUACGUAUAGAUUUGCCCGUCUCCUCAAAGCACUGGUGCAUGUUAAAAUCCAUUAGGCUUACUUGCUCAAAAUACCGGUGCUUCUGUGUGGUUCAUAACUGUGGUUUUACAAGACAAAUUCGUGGUGUAAUAAUCUACCAGAAGACCAGUGCACUCAGGGGUGCAUCGGCUGUACAUUCGCACUGUAAAAUCUUUUAUUGAUUUUAUUUUACAAGUUCGCACCCACUACAACAGCAGUUAACAGCGGCAAAGAAUGGCGAAGCUCCGCCCUGGAAUACAGAAAGCCAAGAACCGGAAAUGUCAUAACACCUAUGUGAGAAAGUAUGUGUGUUGUGUUCAGAUCACAGCAUGUGUUUGUCAAGAUUUCGUUUUUUCUUCCCACAGGCGCUGUAGGCUACAUGUAAGAGUCUACAAUUAUGGCUAUGGCGCUGAAUGUAGAUAUAAAUAUGAAGUCAUCCGACCUCAUCAAGAAAGAGCCACUGGACUACGGGGGCUUCGGGGAGGUCUAUCUCUGUUAUCACAAAACACUUGGCCAAGUUGUCAUGAAAACUGUGUACACUGGUCCACAGCGAAAUGAAGUUCACCGUCAGUCUCUGCUGGAUGAGGGCAGUCUGAAGAAGACACUAAUCCAUGAGCGGGUGGUGAAGUUGCUGGGAGUGAUUCUGGAGGAUGGGGACUACUCUCUGGUCAUGGAACUCAUCCCCAAGGGCAACCUACUGAACAUGCUGGAGGAGGUGUCUGUUCCACUGUCCAUCAAAGGAAGAAUCAUUGCGGAGAUACUUGAAGGCAUGGUUUACUUAACCGAGAACCAUGUAAUUCACAAAGAAUUGAAACCGGAGAACAUACUGGUGGAUGAUGGCCUCCAUAUCAAGAUUGCAGACCUGGGAUUAGCCACUUGUCAGAUGUGGAGCAGGCUGACCAAGGAGGAGUCUCGCAGGAAGAGCCAUGCAGGUCGUAUCGGCUGCCCACGAGGGGCUGCCACCCUCUACUACCUGGCCCCUGAGCACCUAGAGAGUAUCCACGAACGUUUCACGGAGAAGUCGGACAUCUACAGCUUCGCCAUUGUCGUCUGGGUAAUCCUGGCUGACAAGGAGCCAUAUGAGAAUGCUAGGUCUGAGGACCAAAUCUGCCAGUGUGUGCGCAAAGGCGACCGGCCAGACGAUGAAAGCAUUCCAGAAGACACACCACAAGAUAUCCUCUCGCUGAUGAAGCAGUGCUGGAACCAGGAUCCUCUACAGCGCCCGACCUUCAAAGAGGCGUAUGAGAAGUUCCUCCCCUUCUACAAAGAGUGUUUACAGAAUGACGUGGAGAGUGACUCCCAGAAACUCAAGGGCUUGUAUACAGGCCCAAAGGAAUUGGUGGAGAAGAUGAAAUAUCUCAGAAUGGGGCACCCCGGCCUGACAACACCUGAUAAACGAGCCAUGGCCACCGACAGCCCCGCGUCUCUCCGGAGCUCCGAGAUGUCUCCCGUGGAGGCCAGCAUCGAGGACCUGCACUUCUGUGUGGCCUCUGAGCCCAGCCUGCAGGUGGACGCGACCCCCGCCAGUGGCCUGGAGCAGAAGCUGGCCCAGGAGCUGGACUACCACAAGCACGGCAGCUACAGCUACAGCCAUAACGACCAGCCCGACAGUGCCCACUUCCAGCCGCCCCUGCACACCCCCCCCUACAUGCACACCCCCCCUUACCUGCACACCCCCCCUUACCUGCAGCACCCGCCACCACUGCUGCCCGCCAACGGUCGCUGGCCCCUAGAGGUGCCUUGCCAGGAGUCCUCUGUGCAGUCCUGGGCCAAACCCGACACCGUCCCACAAAGCCCGGAAGACAAACCCACAGCCCACUCUAUUGCUGGAGGAGUGCCGGACGUGAGAUGCCAGAGCCAGACGUCAGGAGGUCCGUAUUCUCAUCAGCACCCUGGGGUUCAGCGGCUCAUGUCCUGGCCCAACUACCCAGUGCCGGAGUCAGCCAGGCCAGAUUUGAUGUCUGCCAGCAUGCGAAUCAACAGCUUUGGACCAGGACCUUCACAAGAACCAGCUAUUCAGAUUAUUGGUGGCCGUGCCAUCCAGAUUGGCCACAACAACACAAUGAGUGUCCUCUCUCCUGACCCCGACUCCAUGAAGUCUCAGUCUAAUGAAGCGUGCACCAACACGAUGCACAAAGAGCUCCUGCAGAAGUAUUAUGACCACGCCGUCACCGAGGACCAUCUGGAACUGCUCCGGGAAAACAUCGCCGGCAACUGGAAGCGCUGCGCCCGGCGCCUGGGCCUGACCGACGUGGAAGUGGACACCAUCGACCACGACUACAGCCGCGACGGCCUGAGCGAGAAGGUGCACCAGAUGCUGGAGCGCUGGCGCAUGAAGGAGGGCUGUGUGGGCUGCACCGUGGGCCGGCUCUACCGGGCGCUCAAAGAAUGCGUCAAGGUGGACCUGCUGCUCAACCUGCUGCUCACCUGUCAAGAGAGCACAAGCCCCUAGGAAGGAAGGAAGGAAGGAACUCACUGAAAAGUCUCACUGAGACAGCCAUCAGACUAUCAAACUGCGAAUCACCCACCAGCACCCAAACUGACAUCAGCCUUAAGUGUUUGACUUUUCAAAAGAACCCCAACGAAUGAAUGAAUAUUUUUAAUUUUUUGCAAGGUCCUAACUGGCCCCUUUAACACACCUCCACACACUGAACAGUUUCAUGACCCUGUGUGUGUUGUGGCCGCCUCUACCUCUUUGUUUGGAUGACGACAGAAUGACGGCUAGAACACCAAAGGUUUUGGAUCAGUUUGGCCACAAGAGUGAGCACUGUUAUUUAACUGAUGGUUGCUGGUGCUGAUCAGUGAAGAUAAAGUCCGGUUCAAUGAAGGUUUUAUUGCAUUCUAUCCAAAAACUAUCGAAAGGUUUUGUUUAAUUUUUGAUACAUUUAUUGAUUUGAUACAUUAUUUGAUUACAUUUAGAAUAUGGUUUAUUCUGAAGUGUACAGAUAUACAUUUUCAUCCGUAUGUGUAUUCCCUGGCUAUUGAACCUGACCGUGGUGUUGUUAGCACCUUGCUCUACAAGUUGAGGUCCAGCAAGACAUUUCCCAUUAAUAACAUUACUCACUACUUAAAACUCACUCAACAGAAGUUGUAUCCUAUGAGCCACUCUGCCAUCUAUAGAAUCACACAAGCGCUGUAUCGUUAAACCUCAACCAGAGGCUGUAAAACACAAUGAAUAGGUCCUGUGGAGAAUCAUGGUGUCAUUAAAGCCGUAAAGCCGGCCCUAGUUAUUGUAGUACAUGCAUGCCAAUGCUUUGCUGUGUGAGGGCCAAACUAGGUUUGAUUGUUUUUCUUAUCUUUGCAGUACAGUAUCAUCUUUUUUGUUUGUUGUUUUCAUGUUUUAAACUUGUCCACUGGAGGGAACUAACAAAAAUACUGUCUACCUUUUUAUAUGAUGAAACUAAACCCAACUGACUCAAUA